Messenger RNA from Pistacia vera, 764 nucleotides. RefSeq lists its product as uncharacterized. NCBI's taxonomy places the organism in Eukaryota, Viridiplantae, Streptophyta, Magnoliopsida, Sapindales, Anacardiaceae. The transcript is spliced from 2 exons. The record is from RefSeq and is a predicted model, not a curated record. Bases 143 to 574 code for a protein of 143 amino acids.
AAACGACAUAGUGGAAGCCAAAAAAGCACUGAAAAACCCUAAAGCACCUCUCUUCAUUUUUGUACCCGUCGUACUUUUAGUUUUAGACGCUUCAAUUCUCCAGAGGACCAAACCUUAACCCAAACCUAGGGCAAUUAUUGGGAUGGCGACAGCCGGUGCGACUGCGAAGAGGAAGCCAGUGUUCGUACAGGUUGAUCAGCUGAAGCCAGGCACCAGUGGCCACACGCUCACCCUGAAGGUGGUCUCAUCGAAGCCUGUGCCGGUCAACAAGCCACGUGGCUCUAGAUCAUUGUCUGCUCUUUCUCAGCCUUCUCGACCCCCUCGCAUCGCUGAGUGUCUAGUCGGCGAUGAGACUGGUUCCAUCUACUUCACGGCCCGCAACGACCAAGUUGACAUUAUGACACCGGGUGCCACAGUGAUUCUGCGAAAUGCCAAGAUCGACAUGUUCAAGGGAUCAAUGAGGCUUGCAGUUGACAAAUGGGGACGUAUUGAAGUCACUGAACCUGCUACCUUUGAGGUUAAAGAGAAUAACAAUCUCUCCUUGGUUGAAUAUGAGCUAGUUAAUGUUGAGUGAUUGGUAUUGUUUGGAAGUGAAUAUUUUUAGGUUAGCAUUACUGAAGGUUUGAUUUUUGUUCCCCUGUCAAAACUGUUAACUGGGGUUCAGUUUUCUAUGAAUGUGGUACAAAGAUCUUGCUGAAGAUGUUUUUUCAGCCUUGAUAUUGAUAUGAUAAACGCAAGUAAUUUAAGUGUCAGAUUGGGAAUUA